CAUUGUGGUAAAUAAAGGAAAUAUUUGAGAACCCUCCGAGUAUACAUGUAUGACGUAAAAUGGUCCGAUGUUUGACAGAUUAUUUGUGUGUUUACUUCAAAUCCUUGAAGCUUUAGCCGCUUAGACAGCAAUCGGAAAGGGUUUACAUCUUGUAGAGUAUAAUACAGUACACAAUGUUGGGGAUGGCAGCACUUUUAUAUUUACUGGCUGCUGUUGGUGGGAUAUUCCUCUACCUAUACUUACUUCAUCCUGUUGUGUUUAUACAUCUAUACUUCAAAAUCUCUGUGAUUUUGAGUGGCAUGAAGUUGAACUUCACAGAGAUUGAUGGACUGACAAUAUGUUAUGGAGAGAAGGGCAAGAGAAGGAGUGACAAGCCCAGCAUGAUCCUAAUACAUGGUUUUACAGCAUGUAAAUUUAUGUGGGCACCUUUAGUAAAGAAUCUGUCACAUGACUAUCAUGUGAUUGCAGUUGACCUGCCAGGUCACGGUGACAGUGACACGCCCUCAGAAGAUGAUGAUCUGUCUCACACUGAAACAGUGCAGAAAAUGAGAAAGUUACUGAGACAAUUAAAGUUUGAUGAGACACCCUUCCACCUAAUUGGUAUGUCAAUGGGCGGAGCUUUAGCUGGACUGUAUGCUGCCGAAUAUCCUGAACAAAUACAUUCCCUGACAUUGAUAUGUCCUGCUACCGGGCCAAAAGAAAAAACAAUUUUUGCAUUCAGUAAAAUUUACCACAACAGCUGGGUACCCUCACAGAUUCUACAUGGUGUUGCAGAAUUUAGAAAAAAGUAUUAUCCUUUCUAUGCCAGAUUGUUCAACAUGUUAACAGAGCCUGAUAAUCAUAAUUUAUUACGAGAUUGUGCUCACAGAAUAAAAGCUCCAACACAGAUUAUAUGGGGGGAACAAGACAAGGUAAUAGAUGCCUCUGGUGUUCAAGUGCUACAGAAUGAACUGCCUAACUGUGUUCAAGUUGAUCUGAUUCCCCGCUGCGGACAUUCUAUGACAACAGAUAGGCCGGGAGCCAUGACUAAAGCAAUUCUCACAUUCAAGCAGAAAUUACAGCACACAAGAUAAUGAUUUUCAAAAAACAGGAACCUGUGAUAAGAGACAAAUGAUAUGUGAUACUAUAAGAGAGAUCUCAUUGUUAUUGUUAAAAGGCCAUGUAUUGACCAUAGACAAUUUUCAGUCAAGACUUUGUGUUCUUGCAUGCUCUAUAGGUUGUCUGUUGGUUGCAAGCUUUUUUGUUGACAAUUACAGGAACAGAUGUAAGACCUGUUCAAGGGGUGUUCAUAAAAUUAUGAAAUCUGCUAUGUAAAUUAUUCUUUUCUUUUAAAAUUUUUAUUUAGAAAAAAACAAAACAAAAAAAACCGAGGAGUUUUUUUUUAUGAAAAUGGAAUGAUUUGUUCAUCCAGAUGAUUGUUUUUGAUACUUUAAUUUUGCAACCAUUUUUUUAUAACAAAUUAGAAAUGUCCCAGAUAAAUGAUUAUCUUUUUAUUGUCAUAUACUAUAUAGUAUUGCAUAAAGGCCAGUUUUUACAGUACAAUCUAGUCUUAUACUUGUAAUGAUUUUUUCCUCAUCUAUUUUGGAUGAAAACUCAGGAAUUUCUAUUCGAAUGACAUCUAAUUGUUCCUUAUAAAGACAUUUCUCCGAUUAAUUCUAGUUACCUUGUCUAUUGUGUUUUUUAAAGAAAAAUGCUAGUUUUAUUAAUAUUCUAAUGUGUCUUUGUGUCACAAAUUACAUUUAGAUAUGUAUUAUUUUCAAAUUAACACUAUUUGAAUCAAAUUUUCUCAUCUUGUUUUAAUUUGAAGUUGAGUUGAAAGUGAGGUCAUCUAAAAAGUUAUUUUGUAUUUAAUUGCUCUCAGGUCAUUUCUAUGUUUUUUUUACUACAUUUUACAACAUUUAACACUUAUGCUGAUGUCUAUACAGUCAGAAUGUAUUUUACAAGAGUUAGUAAUAUGGGAAUUAUUAUUUGUGUAAAACAUUUUACAUGGCUUGGUAAAGAUUUUUCUGCCAACUUGUAUCAACAGUUUGCUACAUUUUGUUAUAUCUCUAGUCAGCAUACCUUAUGUUUUUGUGUAAGUCUGACAUGUUUGUUGAUUAACUCUUAACCUGUCUACUUUGUGUAAUGGAUUUGCCCUGCCUUGAACAUGUGACAGUCCUUUUUGUUUUCGGACAGUCAACAUUUUAUGUAUUUCAAUACUAGUAUUGUUAGAAUUAGAUUGGACAGCCAACAGUAUAAAGCCUGUUCAGACUACAAGGAUGUGCAGGCUGGCCUGGCUCUAUACUGUUAUCAAAAGCUAAUCCCGUCAAGUUCCAAGAGGGCAAGGUUAAGUAAUUACGAAAGAGUUUGAUGUGCUAACUGUCAGAUUGUUAAUUUUUUUGUUGAUACCAGACUUAAAUAUGUUUUAAAGGGCAAAAAACAAGAAAAGUUAAUUUCAUGUCUUUCAAUAGACUUUUAAAAAAUUGACUGUUCCUCAUAAAAUUUUGAUUGCAUGUAAAAAAUACAAAAAGCUGUGAAUUCUUUAGUUCACCUGCACACAGAUUCUCUUUUUACAGAGGAACUAGAUAAUUUUGUUUUGUUUUGUUUCAUACAUUUUUAACAUAAAAUAAUUUUGACAUGCUUCAUAGAUUGUUUUUUCACUAUCAUUUUCACUUACUUUUUUAUACCAAUUAUUUGUAUAUAUGAAAUAAUUUUAAAGAAGAAAUGAUUUCCUGUUCAGCUUACAUAUUGCAUUUUUAAAAUUGACAAUGUUUUGUAAGUUUUGCCAUUUCUUGUCAGUUAAGUGUUUUAGUAAUAUACAGUUAACAAUGAUUCUCACUUUCGUAUUGAGGUUAAAGUACUAAGGUUGUAAAAUUCUAGAUAGGGAACUGUCCGCCUAGCUCAAUAGGUAGAGUGUUGGACUGUGAAUCAUGCGACCCGGGUUUGAUUCCCGGACAGUGCAGGUCACUUUCAUUAUGAUUGAUCAUGAAAUCUUUUCUACGGUCAUUCACACUAUACCUCUGCUGUGGUAUGUACAUAAGUUUCAUUUCCUUGCGAAAGUGUAGGAACUGAUACCAGUAAACUGCUUGACAGCCUGUGCAGGAACGAUUCAGUGGCUGAACUGACUGUUCUGGUAAAUUCAAUGUGGCUUACUGCCGUGAUCCGGAGUGAAAAAUAACAACACCACCACCAUUCUAGAUUCUAACCACUUCUGAUUGGUUGAAUUUUUAUACAGAUUGGUCAGUUUUCUGAUUGAAAGUCCUGUAUAUGUAUUUAAUAGCAGUUUUGAUAUUAUAUUUUUAUUGCCAAUGUAUUUCUAUGCCAGUAUUAUAUAUGUCUUGUAAUCGUUUGAUGUAAUUAAUAUUGUUGAAGUUUGUUGAAUCGUUGUUUUUUAUCUUUCACUUAUUUUUAGCCUUUUUUUUAAAUUUAAAAUGUAACGGUUUAAUUUUGUGAAAUGUGAUACUUUUAUAUUUCAUUUAAUUACUUGUAAAUUCAGAUGUUGUAUUUUUUUUUU
Molecule: messenger RNA, 3493 nt
Organism: Ruditapes philippinarum (Manila clam)
Lineage: Eukaryota; Metazoa; Mollusca; Bivalvia; Venerida; Veneridae
Product: monoacylglycerol lipase ABHD6-like
Exons: 9
Coding region: 174-1073 (299 amino acids)
Source: RefSeq, a predicted model, not a curated record